UCCUUGGGUGCUCCACUGUUCCUUCUACGAAAGAGACUGACCGAAUUUAAAAAAAAAAAAAAAUUACAGACGAAUAAAUCAAAAAAGCUCAGACGUAUAAAUUGUACUUUUUAAAAGUCUGCGAAGAUCUGUGCAGGAAAAAAAUAAACGAUCUGAAAGAGAGAUGAAGAGCAGCAGCGCUAAGCUCAUACUCGUUCAUCCAUCUUCCCUGCACAAACAAGGAGUAGCCAUAGCUGCCUCCCACCGCCUCUGGCUCCUCCUUUUCCUCUCUUUCUUCGCUUUAGCCUUUACUCUUACCCUCAUCACCACCAAAGACGCCAUGACCGCCGCCGCAGCAAAUGCCGCGUCCGCCUCAGCCACCGUAAAAGCCCCCUUGCCCAGGCCGGUAUUCGACGCCCUCCUCCACUACGCCUCCGUAAACUACUCCGCCGUCGGUUCCCGCUUCUCCGCCUCGGAGCUCGCCGCCGUCGCCGGCGUCCUCCGCCGGUGCAACUCCAACGCCACCCCAUGUAACUUGCUCGUUUUCGGGCUCACUCACGAGACCCUCCUCUGGAACUCUCUCAACUACAAAGGCAGAACUGUGAUCGUGGGCGAUAACGAUUACUUCGUCACCAGGCUGGAACAGAGGCACCCGGAGAUCGAAGCGUACGACGUUCAGUUCACGACGAAGGUGAGCGAACUGUACGAAUUGCUGGAGUACUCGAAAGAGCAGCUGAAAAAUGAGUGCCGGCCCGUACAGAAUCUUCUCUUCUCGGACUGUAAGCUGGCGAUCAACGAUCUUCCAAACCAAAUAUACGACGUCGCGUGGGACGUGAUUCUGAUAGAUGGGCCGUUCGGGUUUCUGCCGACGGCUCCGGGGAGGAUGUCGGCGAUAUUCACGGCCGGAGUUUUGGGUAGGAGUAAGAAGGCCAGCGCUGGAAAGACGGAUGUGUUCGUGCAUGAAUGUAAUAGGGAAGUGGAAAGGGUUUCCAGCGAAGAGUUUCUGUGCAGGGAAAAUUUGGUGGAAACAAUUGAUACGCUGGGCCAUUUUCAGGUGGGGGAAACGGAGGCCAAUAAAAGGUUUCAAUUUUGUUCGGAUUCGGGUUCAAUGGCGUCUUCUUCUUCGCCUUCGUCCAAGAACAGGGCAGAUAGCUGAGUCAUGCUGCUGCUACUCCUCUACAUAAAGUUGUAAUUACCUUUUUUUUUUUGUUUUUUCUUUAAAUUUGGGGGCUUAAAUAUUUUACUCCUACUUAAUACGACUAAAUUGUAUUAAUACUCAUAGGUUCUGCUUUUUACUCUCUCAAAUGUGAAUAACCGGAGAUAUUUAGGCUAGUUUU
Molecule: messenger RNA, 1316 nt
Organism: Coffea eugenioides
Lineage: Eukaryota; Viridiplantae; Streptophyta; Magnoliopsida; Gentianales; Rubiaceae
Product: protein IRX15-LIKE-like
Exons: 1
Coding region: 164-1135 (323 amino acids)
Biological process (GO): xylan biosynthetic process
Source: RefSeq, a predicted model, not a curated record